AUGGCGGAGCGCGGGUGGCGCGCGGCGGGCGGGCGGCGGCGGCGCGGGGCGGAGGCGGCGGAGGGACACGACGCGGUGCUGCGGCGGCUGCGGGAGGCGCGGGACGAUCUGCUGAGCUCCGGCUUCUGGGAGGCGAGCGCCGGAGCCGUGCGGGCCUCGGUGCGCGCCAGCGCCGAGCCGCCCGUGCGCUGCGUGUGCUACGGCCUGGGGCGGUUCGGCGGCUGCCCGGCCGCCCGCUGCCAGCUGGCCUUCCUGCUGCUGCUGCUGGACGAGCUGCGGGUGCCGCCCGGGCGCUGCUCGCUGUUCGACCCGGCCUUCUCGGCGCGGGAGGCGGCCGUGCUGCAGCGCCUGGGGCUGCGGCUGCUCCCGGACAACGAGGAGGGGAAGCACGGCAUUGAGGGCUCAGCCACGCUGUUCUACAUGGUGCACUGCGGGAAGGCUCUGUACAACAACCUGCUGUGGAGGAACUGGUCAGCAGCCACCCUCUCCAAAAUGGUCAUCAUCGGGAACAGCUUCCGAGGCAUGGAGGAGAGAUUGUUGUCAAGAAUACUGGAGAGAGAUUAUUCUUACAUAGCAAAGGUUUUGAAAGGGACAGAGGAAGUGGCGCUGCCUUCCCACCCUCGCUACCUGGACACCUUCAAUGACACCUCCAUCCACUGGUUUCCCUUGCAAAAGCUGCAGGGCCUUGCCCCCGAGGUCUGGGAUUGCGUGGAGGAGCCCACCUACCAACACUGUGAGGACCUGGAGAUCAUCAGGAAGGACAGAGCUGAGGGCAGUGCUGCUGCUGCCGCGUCCUGAGUGGCCCUCGAGGCUGCCUCUGUGUCCUGGUGCUCCAGCCCCAGUGGCUGCAGCUGACCCCUGAGCAUGACAGGACGUUUUUGUAUGUUAAUUAUUUAAUAAAGGCAAAGCUGUGCUUUGA
Messenger RNA from Colius striatus (speckled mousebird), 919 nucleotides. RefSeq names its product SRR1 domain containing (gene SRRD). The coding region runs from base 1 to 798 and encodes 265 amino acids. NCBI's taxonomy places the organism in Eukaryota, Metazoa, Chordata, Aves, Coliiformes, Coliidae. The transcript is spliced from 7 exons. Gene Ontology annotation, cellular component: cytoplasm; nucleus. Gene Ontology annotation, biological process: microtubule-based process. The record is from RefSeq and is a predicted model, not a curated record.